GUGUGAUUUGAAAGAUCACUCGAGAAUACGUCCAUGGUAGCCUUCUCCGCAUCAAAGUUAGAUUUGGACCCUACACUACAUCAUAUCAAAGGAAGAUCCAUGUAAACUUAUUCAUCAAGAUCUCUAUGUAAGAAGGCAUCGCUUACAUCUAAUUGAAUAAACUCCAAUCUUUGGAAGAAACAAGAGUUAAAAGAGACUUAAUAGAGUUUAACUUGGCAAAUGGACAGUUUGUACCAAGGAUUUCAAUGGCAUAAAUUUUUCUAAAGCCUUUGGAAGAUUGAAACUCAAUGGAAAAGAGCUUUGGCUAAAGAUUGUGAAGGAAUUGACUGAGGGCGACUAAUCUUGGAAGACUUCAAACGAGAGACUUGAAGAUUGCAUGGAAGCCUCUUUGUUUACUUGCGUUGGAAGUCAUCUUGCUUAUUAUGGAAGAAACUGUUUUGGUUGAGUCCUUUACCUUUUCAAGUUGGGUUUCCUUCUUUAAUUCAGUAUCCUAGCUAGAUUUUUUCUCCUAGUUGGUAGUAUAAUGUGUUUAGAGUAGUUUCUUUCUAUUUAAAGGCCUUAAGCCGAGUUGUAAGAACCAUCUUUUAUCAAUUGAAUUUCAUCUUUGGUUCAUUUAAUAGUUCUUCGCUCAUGAAUUGGUGCUUGUUGUUGGUGGACUCCAACCAACGAGUGGUCUCUGUAUCAAUCGAGUUUUCCCCUUGAUUGUGGUCGAGCUUCUACCCAUAUUGAACGAGCAUUUCCCAAGUGUGGAAUUGCACGUCAACCCCAUCAAAUGGCAGUGGACAACCUAUCUAUGGAAGAGGACAUGCUUUUCUAGACAGAAUCCUCGAAUGGCAAGUUUACGACAAAAUCGACAUUCAAGCUUCUCAAUACCUCACCUCCGGACCCAGAUGAGAGAUACUGAAAACGAUAUGGAGUUUGCCGGUUCUCGAAAGGAUCAAAGUUUUCAUAUGGAAUGUUAUGUUGGAAAGAAUCGCGACCAACUCGCUCAGAGUAUCCUAGAAAAUUGCCUCAGACCCUUGUUGCGCCCGCUGUCAAGAAGUUUCGGAGACAAUCAUACAUGUAUUAAGAGACUGCCCCAUUGCUACUUUCUUCUGGUCACGACAAGUCGAAGCCAGCAAGCAGGGGAGAUUCUUCAGCCUUCACCAAGCCGAUUGGCUUCGAAAGAAUUUGGCAAACACAGAGAGCAGCGCGAUUGGGAUGCCGUGGGCGGGGUUCUUUGCCACAUUAGACUGGCUCCUUUGGAAGAACAGGUGCACCACGACGUUCAAAGGGGCAGCAACAGCUCUUGGCCCUGACUCAUUCGAUCAUAGCCAAGGCCAAGUUGUGGUAUGCAGCGUGGACAGCGCCAGACUCGGAACUGGGAAAUCAACGGCGGAAAGGGACCCUCAUCACUGCCAGCAUCGGCUGGACAUUCCCGCUAGAGGGUUGGAUGACUUUGAAUGUUGAUGGGGCUUCAUGUGGAAAUCCCGGCGCGGCGGGUGCAGGAGGGCUGAUUCGCGAUUCCACAGGGAGGUGGAGAGUUGGAUUCGUGGCAAACAUUGGAUCUGCGUCAGCUGCCCCUAGAGGAAAUUUGGGCAAUGUUCUAUGGACUCGAGCUUGCUUGGAAGGAAGGUCAUCGUGCCAUCAUCGUACAAUCAGACUCCCAGCUGGCGAUUCAACUCGUCAAUGACAAACAAGAUCCAGUGCAUCCUUAUGCAAUUUUGCUUGCAGCGAUUCGUCGCCAGGUAAGUCGAGAUUGACUGGUUCGCAUCACUCAUACGUACGAAGAAGGAAAUAUAUAGAGCCACGGACUGGCUCUCGAAGCACAAUCUCGUCCAUCCCUUCGAUAUAUAUGAGCUUGCGGACCCGCCAACAGGCUUGACCUCGAUUCUGCGUGAUGAUAUGAUGGGUAUUCGCUUAGAGAAGAGGGUUGUCUCCAGCUCUCUUUCCCCAUCUUCCUAAUCCCCCUUGUAAUUUCUUGGCUUCCGCCUCAUGCUUCACGCAAAACAAAACCCCAUCAAAACUGAAAGAACCUCAUAUGGUGUUUUGGUUUCAAAAGCAAUAGUAGUUAAUUGAUUGAUCAUAUAAACAACAUGCAAAACAAAAAUGUGACUAUAACUUUAGUGAUAAAAUAGAUUGAAAUUUCAACGACCGGCAAGCAUUGAGAAUAUUUCUCCAUAUAUUAACAUAUUUUAGAUAAAAACAUAAUUUUCUAAACACUGGAUCUUGAAGGAAAAUGAAGGCAUUUUCGCAUA
Molecule: messenger RNA, 2237 nt
Organism: Linum trigynum
Lineage: Eukaryota; Viridiplantae; Streptophyta; Magnoliopsida; Malpighiales; Linaceae
Source: the annotation of a GenBank genome assembly